GGCUGUCCGGGCCAGCGAGGGGAGGCGGCGGCGCACGGGAGGAGGCGAGUGGGGCGCGUUGGUGUGAAAUGAGCAACUCUGAAGAUGAGGACCUCCCCCAGCUCUCUUCCCAUGCCCUGGCAGCUCUGCAGGAAUUUUAUGCUGAGCAGAAACAGUACACCGACCUCGGUGGCGAUGACAAGUAUAACGUUGGAAUAAUAGAAGAGAACUGGCAGCUGAGCCAGUUUUGGUACACUCCGGAGACCGCCCUGCGCCUUGCAGAGGAAGCCGUGGCAGCUGCUGGGGAAGGUGGCAGAGUAGCAUGUGUGAGUGCCCCCAGCGUUUACCAGAAGCUGCGAGAGCUGCACAGAGACGACUUUUCUAUCUGCAUCUUCGAAUAUGACCAGAGGUUUGCCAUAUACGGAGAGGAGUUUAUCUUCUAUGAUUACAAUAACCCAGUGGAUUUACCUGAGAAAAUCGCUGCACACAGUUUUGACAUUGUAAUAGCAGAUCCCCCCUAUCUCUCUGAGGAAUGUCUCAGAAAAACAUCGGAAACCAUCAAGUACCUGACCCGGGGCAAGAUUCUGCUGUGCACAGGUCUCCCUACUUUCUGGUCAGAUGCCAAGACCCAAGUGUCGGCACCCAGGACGAUCCUGUGGCUGCUGGCUGGACCCUGCCCUCGCCUCCCUGAAACCAGGAGGUCACUGAUGGAACCCAGGACUCCUCCGUAACGUCCCCUUGUAAUGGGGACACUUGCCCCACCUCAUGGGAUCGCCAAAACCCCAAACUCUCAUUUCUGUUCAUCUACCCUCUUACUUUUGGAGCGGGGUCCUUGUGACCCUGAAGUCUCAGAGUCACAGCCGUGACCUGACCUCUCAAGGGACACACAUCCAUACAUCCACCAAGCACCACGCCCGGGAAGGCCCCCCGAGUGCUGGCCCGAGGGGAGCCUAGGGAGGAAACGAGCCAAGCAAGAUAUGCCCAAGCGUGCCCACCCCUGGGACCUGGGGCUCCGCCGGGAGGGCGUGGCCAGGCUUCCAGAAGCUUCUUGUCCCUCACACGCAACUUCUGUGGACUAAUGUCCCUCGGCCCUCACCGUGCAGGACUGGAGGGUACCAGCCAAGCUAAGAAGUUUCCAGAUGAGAAGGACCUUCUGACAACCAGUUAACUAAAGUGCAGAGGCGGGAAGUCACGCGAUGGGUGAACUGGGCAAACUGGGCCGGGAGGCAGAACCUUGCCAGCUGUCAAGCGUGGGGGACUGGAGGCCGCGUCAACCGGGCCAACUGCCCGUGGCCUGUGGACAGCCUCAGGAACGGUAUCUUCACGCUUGACAUCAACUGCCUGCCACUUACACAGCAGGAAAGAACUAAGGCGGGGUCAGGCCUGGGCCUGAGGGAGGGAGGGAGGAGGCUGGUGGGGAGGGAAGGGGUGGGCCUCAGGAUGCUACAAGAUGGAGGGUGGUGCUUAAACUCAGGGACCACACCACCCUGCCCCUGAGCAUCCCAGAGCCCAGAGGGACAUUUCUGAGUCCUUGGCCACCAUGUGGAUGUGGGGAUGAGGUCAGGGGAGAAGUCGGGGUGACCAGGAGGAUAGCAAUGGGGGGGCGGGGAGGCCUGGCUCUGACUCCCUUCUCACUGCUGUGCAAGGAGGGGCCCUGGAAAUCUGUGCGCCAGGAGGAGGGCAGCGGGGCCAGCCUGCGAAGGCACCUGCCUGCCCCCGGGACACGGAGACCCACAGCAACCCCAUCCGGCCCGCAUUACCACAAGGAGUUGAAAAUACCUUUUCUAAGCGUAUCAUCACUUUUCCCUCAGUGCUGCCUUUGGAAGAACUUUACUUUUCCAGCUUUUCCACCCCCAUAAUGCCUCAUUCCCAUCCCCUCCAGGGGCACAGGCCCCCCCACAUCCCCUGUUGGGCAGGGGCGGUCACGUCAGGAAAAAUCCCAGCUCCUCGGCUUUGCCUUCAGAGGCCUCCACGACCUGCCCCUCACCCACAUACCUUCCCAGCCAUCCGAGUGCCCGACACCCGCCCCCAGAGUGGGACGCCUGGCAGGGGCCACGGCUAACCUUUGGCUCAGAGGGAAGGGUACGGACUGUAUCUGGACUCACUCAUGCUCUAACGAGCCCGCCACAGCGCCCGCAUAGAGGAAGAGUUCAGCAGAUGUAAGAGGGUGGUGGUGAGUCUGGACUCCUCAGCUUCCUGUCCUCCAGACCCUUAGGUCAAGAUCAGACCCUGACUUACAUUAAUGUCUGCAAUCACAUUCAACAUCUAUUCAACAAACACCUAAGUGCCAGUGGUGUUCCAGGCAGUAGGAAUAUAGAUGAAAUACUAUAAUUAACCUACCAUCCAAGGACUCACCCUCUCAGGGUGAUAAACAUACAAAGAAACAAAGAGUUAAACCCGGCCAUCACAGCAGAGGCGGCUUCCUGGUAAAGUGGAACCUGGGUGGAUUCAUCCAGAUGAAGAAGGAGAAAGGUCAUUUAGGGCAGAGGUCAAAGCCUAGAUGUGAGGGACCACGUCAGUUAUAGGAGCCGCAGCACAGAAGAACCAAGAGCUGGGGCUGGAGCCAUCUGGGGGGGCCUCCAGUUCCUAACAGGAAUUUGGAUCUGACCCUGAAGGCCAGAGGAAGGAUGUUAAAGAGAGAAGUGACCCCAUCAGACGGAAUUUUAGAUCCCUCAGACUACAGAGUGGAAGAAACCGGUCUGGAGCCCAAGAGAGAUCUUGGCUGGAGACGGAGAUUUUUAAAUUAUUAGCAUAUGAAUAGUAGUUAAGGUAAGAUCAUUCACAUAAGUGUAUAGAGAGAUGCCAAAUAAAAGAAACUCAACAGAGGUUUCAUUCCAAGAGGGAAAAAAGAGGCAGGGGAACCUAAAUAUUAAAAGAGCCUUGAGAAAUCAUCAACAAAAUGAAAAGGCAACCCACUGAAUGGCAGAAAGUAUUUGCAAAGCAUAUAUCUGAUAAGGGGUUAAUAUCCAAAAUACAAAGAACU
Molecule: messenger RNA, 2962 nt
Organism: Delphinapterus leucas (beluga whale)
Lineage: Eukaryota; Metazoa; Chordata; Mammalia; Artiodactyla; Monodontidae
Gene: EEF1AKMT1
Product: EEF1A lysine methyltransferase 1
Biological process (GO): methylation
Molecular function (GO): protein-lysine N-methyltransferase activity; nucleic acid binding
Source: RefSeq, a predicted model, not a curated record